UGUAAAGUAACUAUUUAUGGUUCAUCUUUGAUCAAAUAUGGCCAAUGAAGAAUCUGCUUUUGACAGUCUUGACGAAAUGGAUGAUAUCUCAGAUUCUGGCAGUGACUUUGAGGUCACCAUGAAAACCAACAAGCCUAAAAAGCGGGCCAUGUCUGUGCCAAGACCUCAGCCACCCAAGAGACCCAGGCGUAAAGCGACAGCGAGUCUCAUAUCCAGUCCCAGUUGCAGCCCCAUCCCCACUCCUCUGGAGCGCUCCCUCCAGCAGCAGCCCUCCCGAGGGACAUCUAGGCCAGCCUCACCGAAGGCAAUGAGGGGAGAAAACCAGGGUGUCAGCCCAUCAGAUAUCUACGAUGCUGUACGGUCUGGAAAGAGUGCCAUGGUGACAGUGGUGGAUGAGUGGCUGGACAGCUACAAGGAAAGCCACAAGGAGGGGCUCCUAGUGCUCAUCAACUUCAUUGUUCAGUGUUGUGGAUGCAAAGGAGUGGUUACCAGAGAGAUGUUUGAGAACUUACAGAAUGCGGAUAUCAUCAGCACAUUAACCAAAGAGUUCAAUGAGGAUUCGGUGAUGUACCCCCUGUGCACUCCUGGCCCCCAGCUGAAGCGUUUUAAAGCUGGUUUGUGUGAGUUUGCUCGGGUUCUGGUCCGCUCCUGCCAGAAUAGUCUGAUUUAUGAUGAGUACCUGUUUCCCACACUGUUGGCCCUGCUCACCGGUCUGUCCGACUCUCAGGUUAGAGCCUUCAGACAUACCAGCACCUUGCUAGUCUUAAAACUGAUGACUGGGCUGGUGGAUGUACUUGUGGCAGUCUCCAUUCAAAUGCAAACCACCCAGAGGCUAUAUGACAUCGAGUGCAACAAGAGGGCAUCUGAUAGAGCCUCUGACAAACUGGAGGAGCUGCAGACCACCAUCAGUGAGCUACAGGAAAACAGAGAAGAACUGUCCUCUUUCAUGAACGCCGCAUUCCGUGGUGUGUUUGUGCAUCGUUAUCGGGACCGGCUCCCUGACAUCCGUGCGGCAUGUAUUGAGGAGUUGGGUAUGUGGCUGAAAAUGGAUCCUGAGGACUUCCUGACUGACCAUUAUCUUAAAUACCUGGGGUGGAUCUUGCAUGAUAAGCAAAGUUCAGUUCGUCUGCAGUGUGUGCGAGCCCUGCAGGGUCUGUAUCAGGACCAGGAUUUCAUUGGCCGCCUGGAGCUCUUCACCAGCAGAUUUAAAGAGAGGAUGCUCAGCAUGGUGCUGGACAAAGACCCAUUUGUGGCAGUGGAAGUGGUCAAGCUGCUGUUGCUGAUUCAACAGAGCACAGAGGGAGGCCUGAAAGAAGAAGAAUGUGGUCACAUCUAUCCUCUGGUUUAUGCUUCACACAGAAGCCUUGCAUCUGCAGCCGGUGUCUUUCUCUACAACAAGCUCAAAAAUGUAAUUGACAGUGAGAACCAGGAGGGUGGGGGCCAUGAUAAUGCAGCCUUCUUUCAAAUCCUCAUUUCUUUCUACAUCCAGAGUGAGUUCCAUGAGCAUGGGGCGUACCUGGUGGACAGUCUGUGGGGUGUUGCAGACUCUGAGCUGAGAGACUGGGAGACUAUGACAGCCCUCCUGCUUCAGGAGUCCGUUCUGAUGUAUGAGGAAGAGGGAGCUCUCAUAGAGUUGAUGAUGUGUGCCAUGAGACAGGCAGCAGAGGUUACUCCACCUGUUGGAAGAACUCCUGGCAAGAAGUUCCUGAGUUCGAAGGACAGGAAAAUCCAGGAUCAAAACAAGCGACGUAUCACUACCCACUUCAUCCCUCUGCUGCCACAGCUACUGGCUAAGUAUUCUGCAGAUGCAGGGAAGAUGAGCCUCCUCCUGAAAGCGCCUCUCUAUUUCAACCUGGAGAUGUACAGCAGCGCUCAGUGGAUGGAGAAGAAUUUGGACAUGUUGCUCACUCGGAUAUGUGGAGUUGUGGAAAAGCACACGCAGUCUGCCGUGUUGGAUGCCUGUGCCACUCUGGCCUGCACUCUGUGUGCUGACUGCCAUGCCUUCUCGUCCCGUGCAAACCUUGCAUUCAGCCAGCUGUUGGAUAGUCUGACGGAAUGCUUCAACACAUACUUAAAUGAUCUGCUGCAGGGUAACGCAGAUGAAGAUAGCAUUUACAGUGCAGCUACAGCCUUGAAAAGGAUUUCAGCAUUUAGCAGUGCUAAAGACGUGACGCGGUGGAAGCUGUUUGAGCCGUGUCUUGAGCUGCUGAAGAGUGGCACAGACUCUGGGGACCUCAACAAAGAGCUCAUCGUAUCUGCCCUGAAGUGUGCAGGUUUCCACCUCAUGUGGGUUAAAGUGAAUGUGAUCAACUCCACACCAACUGAGGCUGAACUGAAGCAUCUGAAAAAGGAGGUGCGUCUGUUCUGCAGACUUUGUCAGACAUGUUUGUCGGUGAGCCAGUCUGAGAUCAGAGAUCAGGCAUUUGAACUGCUGUGUGACUUGCUGUUGUUGUACAGCGUGAGUUCGGUCCGCUCUGAACCCGCCAUACAAACGCUGGUCUACUUGCCAUCGGAUGCCCUGCGUUCUGAGCUGGCUGCAUUUCUUUUGGAUUACAUUUUCACAGACAAUGAAGAUGUGGAAGUUACAAGUGAGGAUGAGGAGGAGAUGAAGAUAACCAUUCUUCAGAAGAAACGAAACCUCCUGGCUGGGUACUGUAAGCUGAUCAUCUACGGGGUCCUGGACCUCACUGCCGUCACGGUUGUCUUCAAGCACUACAACAAGUACUUUAAAGACUUUGGCGACAUCAUUAAAGAGACUGUAAGCAAGAGCAAGCUCAUCAAUCCCGUGCAGAGUGCCAAGACGGUCUGUCUGAGUCUGCAGCAGAUGUUCACAGAGAUGCUCAUAGAAGGCCGUGGCAACGAGGAUCUUGGUGAAAUUAGAGAUUUGGCCAAAAGGUUGGCCAUGAGCUUCGGCAUCGAUCUUAAGAUCAUCCGAAAACCAUUAGUGGCCCUGCACAUGGAUGGUAUACGGUUUGCGUUCCUGUGCACAGAAGAGGAAGGGGAGCAGCACCCAAAUCUGGACUUCUUGGAGAUCCUCAGCGAGUUCAGUUUCAAACUGCUUCAGCAGGAUCGUGCUCAGCUGUCUGUAUUUCUUAAAGAAGAGUGUCCCACUGCUGUCCUCUCCUGGCCGUCUGUAAGACUGUAUCGCCGAUCUAUAGAGAGGCGCUCUGCUUGCAAACACAGAGAACAGGAGGAGGGGGGUGGUGAAAAAACAAGUCCCAUCUCCUCACACACUCCCCCUGCAGCUAAACGCAAGAGAACCACUGCUCAGGGUUCAGUGUCCAGCACCAACAGAGGAUCCUGGUUGGAGAGCAGCAGUAUCCACAGCAACCUCCCAACCCCGGCCCUGACCUCCACCGUUCAGCGUCAGCCUGCUAAACAGCUGAAGCCCAGGCGUCCUGGAGCCGCAGACUCAGACGGCAGCGGUGUAAUUGAAUCUGAUUCUGGGGAUGAGUUUUCUUCAGAGUCCCAGAUGCGAAAGGUGAAGCCGAACAAAAGGCGCCAGCCGUCCUCCAGCCAGUCUGACCCUGCCUUGGGUGAUCAAGACCUGGACUCCCACCUCACCUUACUGUCUCUGAUUGAGGAAGAUGAGGCAGAAAAAGGAGGAGGAUCUGAGAUUGAUGAUUACGAAAGCGACACUGACAAUGACCCUGCCUAUAUACUGCCUUCAACACGACACACCUCAGCCAGCAUCCUUGAUGAGCUUUUCCAGUAAGAACACGUGCCUGCAUCCUCUUUGUUAUAAGUGUUUUCUUAAAA
Messenger RNA from Thalassophryne amazonica, 3759 nucleotides. RefSeq names its product cohesin subunit SA-2 (gene stag3). Gene Ontology annotation, cellular component: cohesin complex; chromatin; nucleus. NCBI's taxonomy places the organism in Eukaryota, Metazoa, Chordata, Actinopteri, Batrachoidiformes, Batrachoididae. The transcript has 31 exons. The record is from RefSeq and is a predicted model, not a curated record. Gene Ontology annotation, biological process: sister chromatid cohesion. Bases 38 to 3715 code for a protein of 1225 amino acids. Gene Ontology annotation, molecular function: chromatin binding.